GCAGAAUGGGGGUGUGGCUUUUACUGAUUUCGCGCGAAAAUUCCACUCUCCUUCCUCCGCAGCCUAUAAUAUACGGCUGUGCUGCUGGUGUGUUUGUGGGUUCUGCAGCGGGGACACCAACAUGUCUCAGGUUAGGGUCACCGACUUCUUCUGUCAGAGGAAGAAAGGAGAGGCGAGGGUCCCAGGAAAACAGCGCAGCGGCAGAGGAAGCGUGAGAAGCUUCUCGGCCAGCAGCUUCCACCAUGGAAACAAAGAGUCCACUCUCUGCUGCUCCCCGGUCCGUGAGGAGUUUGUCCGGGUUGUAGACGAGGCAGCGGGGCUGAGUAAUGACCUGCAGUCCGCCUCCAGCAGACCCGACACCGACCCGGCCAGUCCCCGGACUCCCAAAAGGAGCUCGGCCGAGGCAGAAUUCGACCUCGGAGCUGCAGUGUUCUCAGACACGGUUGAGCACUCCUCGGUCAAAAGGAGACGGCAAGCCGGAAGGGCCAGAGAGGCUGAGGCGAACACGACUGAGAAAACUACAAGGAGGACAGCCAGGAAGAAGCUCGUCCUACCCGAGGACACACCACAGGCUUUCUGUAAGGAUGACAUCACAGCGCUCAGGUCUCGCCUCCAGAUGAUCAGGCAGCAGGCGGAGGACAUCGCCACCUCCACCUCUCCAGCAGCUUCUGGCCAUGCAGCCGGGGGCCCCCCUACCUCAGGGCCCAGGGCCCUACCUGCAUCUGGGACCAAGGCCGUACUCGCCUCGGGGGCCAGGGCAUCCAGCUUCUCUGUGGCCAGGGCCAGAGAGCUGGCCGCUAAGGCCCAGAGGAGGAAGGAGGAGAGGGAAGAGGGUGAAGUCGAGCUGAGCCAGGUUCCGCCUCCAGCUCUGGCUCCACUUCCAGCUCCUGACGGCGGGGCAGAGCAGACAGCAGAGCAGCCGGCGUACCAGCGGUACCACACCCUGGCCCAAGACACGCCCCCUGGCCUGUCCCUGCCUUACCAGUACAAGAUCCUGGCAGAGAUGUUCCGCAGCAUGGACACGGUGGUCGCCAUGCUGUACAACCGCUCGGAGACGGCCACCUUUGCUAAGAUCAAGCAAGGAGUGCAGGACAUGAUGCACAGGAGGUUUGAGGAGAGCCAUGUUGGUCAGAUCAAGACGGUGUUUCCUGCAGCGUUCUCCUUCAGGCAGCAGAAAAACAUCCCAACGUUCAACAGCAACGUCAGCAGAGGAAGCUACCAGCUCACCGUGGAGCCCGUCCUCAGCUCCGACCAGAAUGAUGUUAGACCUGUGCUGUCCGCCUCCCAUCUCCUGGAGAGAAGACGCGUCUUUCACCAUAACCUGAUCUCUGUUGUCAAACAGCAUCACAAGGCCUUCCUGUCCUCACUGGUGCCCCCCGUCUCUGUCCCGGAAGACGAGCUGACCCGCUGGCAUCCCCGCUUCAACGUGGACACUGUCCCCGCCAUCCAGGUGGGCUUGCUGCCUCCGCCCCCCCACACGGAGAAAGUGUCCACAGCCCGGGAGGUUCUGGAGAAGGCCCGGUCCCUCAUCAUGCCCAAGAUGGAGAAGGCUCUGGUCUCUCUGACCCGGAACGCAGAUGACGCAGACGGAACCAAACCAGUAGGUUCCCAGAACCCAGCAGUCGCUCAGCCUCCAGUUCCUGCUGCAGACCCGGUGCCAUCCUCCCUGAGGGGCGUGUCCCAGUCCCUACUGGACAGGAUCCGCGCCAAAGAGGCGCAGAAGCUCCAGGCGGCCAUGACCCGGAACCCGGCCCAGGAGGAGCGGCUGCUGAUGCUGACCCGGCUGGGCGAGCUGGCCCGGAUCCUACGGAAUGUGUUUGUUGCAGAGAAGAAGGCGUCGCUGGUCAUGGAGGUGGCGUGCAGCCGAAUGGUGGCCAGCUACAGAUCAGCUCUGAGUCUAGGUGCAAUGGAGAAGCACAUCCGUCUCCUGGCUGAAGUGGCUCCUGAUUGGCUGAGCAUUCAUCCCAUCAGGAAGGAUUUCUACCUGAAGCUGAACAAGAUGAUGGAGCUCAACGUCAUUCUGGACAAACUCAACCACAGACUCAGAGAGGAGGAGCGACUCUGACAAGACUCAACAUUCUGCCUCCGGAUAUAAACUGCUGAUUUCUUGAGAGUUUCUCAGAUUGCAACAUGAAGAUGAUCUCAGUUGGAGAGACGACACUUUUUCUAAACCUCAUGAUGUGAAAACGCAGCCUGGUUCUGGUGUCCAACCUCCUGCGUUGGAGAAAGAUUUUUGUUUUUUUUAAAUUCUCUGAAGGAGGAAUGUUGGUUUGCUGACUUGAUGUCUCUUAGGAUCAAGUGAAAUCAGGUGUGCUGCAUGUUUCCAUUAGUGCCGUUGAGCCUACUGUCAUCCUCACACACACUGUGUGUUGUAAAGUGUCAUGUUACCAGUUUGUUACACAGUACAGGCUCAAGUUCCAGUUAAAUGUGUGAAAUAGCCAGUGGUCCCAGUGUGUUCCUGUGACCUCAUGGUGUAGCCAUUUAGCUUCCCUUCAGUCUGAGCUUCCUGCUCUCUGAUUGGCUAACACCUGUACACAGCAGCAUCACUAUUGAGGUGCUUUUGAGUAAAUAAACGCAUUAAAAAGUUGAUUUCUUUCAAUAAUUCUGUUAAAAACCUGGCCUCAUAUGUUUAUUACCCACAGCUUGAUGUAAGUUUAUUAAAACAUUUGAGCCACUGGGCAAUUACAGGUGUUUUACACAAUGAAGAAAAAUGAAAUAAAACCAACAUUAAAGGAAA
This is a messenger RNA of Poecilia reticulata (guppy), 2737 nucleotides long. It is a transcript of the gene cdt1, whose product is annotated as chromatin licensing and DNA replication factor 1. The record is from RefSeq and is a predicted model, not a curated record. Gene Ontology annotation, biological process: DNA replication checkpoint signaling; DNA replication preinitiation complex assembly; regulation of DNA-templated DNA replication initiation. NCBI's taxonomy places the organism in Eukaryota, Metazoa, Chordata, Actinopteri, Cyprinodontiformes, Poeciliidae. Gene Ontology annotation, cellular component: nucleus. Gene Ontology annotation, molecular function: DNA polymerase binding; DNA binding.